Messenger RNA from Zea mays, 1197 nucleotides. RefSeq lists its product as uncharacterized. The transcript has a single exon. The record is from RefSeq and is marked validated. Lineage: Eukaryota; Viridiplantae; Streptophyta; Magnoliopsida; Poales; Poaceae. Bases 37 to 954 code for a protein of 305 amino acids.
CACCAUCCCCAUUGGCCACCACCCGUCGCCGGCCCGAUGGCCGCCAGCUCCGGCGACCACUCUGCCAGUGGCGACGUGGGAUGCGCAAGUGGUGAGUGCUCCACACCCUUUGUAAGCGCGCCGUCCAGCCCCGCCCGCGACCCGUCCUUCUCCGCUGUCGGUUGCUUUUACAGCGCGCCGGCGAGCCCCGGCACUGCGGAUGAGUAUGGAUUCCAAUUCGACUUCGACUUCUCCUCGCGUUGCCCGUCUCCCGCCGCGGCGGCGAUGUCCUCCGCCGACGAGCUCUUCCAAAACGGUCAGAUCCGACCAAUGCGGCUAGCGUCCUUCCUGCUCCGCCCGCAGGUGCUCCCGCCUCUCAACGGAGGCGUCCCCGCCGGCAACCCGCCGCCACAGCCGCCUUCGCGGCCGGCGCCUGUGGGGGCGGACGAGCGCAGCCGUCUCCGGAGCCGGUCCGUGCACCGCCGGUACCGCUCCCUCUCCCCAUUCCGCAACCGCUGGCUGUCGCCGUCGUCGUCGCCUGCCCCACCGUCGAAGUCCAUGGAACCAACGGCGGGCGAGGCAGCCCCGUCGGCGUCACGGUCGUCCUCCUCCUCUUCCACGGCGUCCUCUGCUUCCUCUUCCUCGUCAAGAAGCUACCGCAGGUGGUGUUUCUUGAAGGACAUCCUCCACCGGAGCAAGUUCGACGGCGCCGAGCACCCACCUCUACCCUCCAACCCGUCGCCUCCGCCGCCGGCGCCCAAGACGAACCCCCCAGCGGCCUCACCAGGCCGCGGGAGGGCGAGGAGAUCAGCGCACACGCGGCUGUACGAGACCCGGCGCGCAGAAGCGGAGGAGAUGCGGCGGCGCACAUUCUUGCCGUACCGGCAGGGCAUCUUCCUCGGCUGCCUCGGGCUCGGUUCCCGCGACUACGGCGCCAUGCACGGCCUCGCUGCCGGCUGCCGCCGGCAAGGCUAGACGGUGGCGCAUGCCAUCACCAACCCCACCUCCAUGAACACCUCUCCUGCUCUUCCCCUUUGAGUGGCCGUUCUUGGAGCUGAACUUGUCAUGGCUAGCUAGUGUUAAAUAGUAGUGUUAAGUGAGUGGCUGCAAAAAAAGGUUGUCUUUUUUUGUUGUAUAGAAAAGGGAUCAGUGGCCUGUCUGAUCUGUUUGUAGUAAUCUUAUAGUGAUGUAUUUUCAAGUGUUGAUGAAUGCUGAAAA